This is a messenger RNA of Cervus elaphus (red deer), 2010 nucleotides long. RefSeq names its product post-GPI attachment to proteins 2 (gene PGAP2). Gene Ontology annotation, biological process: GPI anchor biosynthetic process. Lineage: Eukaryota; Metazoa; Chordata; Mammalia; Artiodactyla; Cervidae. The transcript is spliced from 7 exons. The record is from RefSeq and is a predicted model, not a curated record. The coding region runs from base 225 to 1127 and encodes 300 amino acids. Gene Ontology annotation, cellular component: endoplasmic reticulum membrane; Golgi membrane.
UUUAGGGGAGGGGCGCCGAGGCUGGGGCCAAACUGGUUUAGUGUUUUAAAAGGGCGAAGCUGGAUAAUUCGUCUAGAUUGGGGUGGGAGGUGGAUAGACACCGGGGUCAGGAAAUGAGAGAAUUCGGGGCCGUCCUGAAUUAACUGUAUGUUCUUUCAACAGGUGAUGGAACGCUGCUGAGAGGUCUGACAAGAUGUACCAGGUCCCACUGCCGCUGGACCGGGAUGGGACCCUGGUCCGGCUCCGCUUCACCCUGGUGGCCCUGGUCACAGUCUGCUUUCCACUUGUCGCCUUCCUCUUCUGCGUCCUCUGGUCCCUGCUCUUCCACUUCAAGGAGACUACGGCCACACACUGUGGGGAUGUUCUCUGCGGCCUCCCAGCCCUUGGACCCCGAUGGGACCGUGUUCCAGCUCCGCUUCAAAGCCAUGGUCUCAUGGGUCAUCACUUUCCCUGUGUUCGGCUUCUUCUUCUGCAUCAUCUGGUCUCUGGUGUUCCACUUUGAGUACACAGUGGCCACUGACUGUGGGGUGCCCAAUUACCUGCCGUCAGUGAGCUCGGCCAUCGGCGGAGAGGUGCCCCAGCGCUACGUGUGGCGCUUCUGCAUCGGUCUGCACUCAGCGCCCCGCUUCUUGGUGGCCUUCGCCUACUGGAACCACUACCUCAGCUGCGCCUCCCCAUGUCCCGGCUACCGCCCGCUUUGCCGCCUCAACUUCGGCCUCAAUGUCGUGGAGAACCUCGCGCUGCUAGUGCUCACCUACGUCUCCUCUUCUGAGGACUUCACCAUCCAUGAAAAUGCUUUCAUUGUGUUCAUCGCCUCAUCCCUCAGUCACAUGCUUCUCACCUGCAUCCUCUGGCGGCUGACCAAGAAGCACACAGUAAGUCAAGAGGAUCGCAAGUCCUACAACUGGAAACAGCGGCUCUUCAUCAUCAACUUCGUCUCCUUCUUCACGGCUCUGGCUGUCUACUUUCGGCACAACAUGUACUGUGAGGCUGGAGUAUACACCAUCUUUGCCAUCCUGGAGUACACGGUCGUCCUGACAAACAUGGCGUUCCACAUGACAGCGUGGUGGGACUUCGGGAACAAGGAGCUGCUCAUUACCUCCCAGCCUGAGGAAAAACGGUUCUAAACCCUUCUCUCCUGCUGGGGAGGAGGCCCACUGCCCACAAACUAGGAACAAGAUACUACUCUGGCCUUCCCUCACCCUCUGUGUCCUCUCUGAGCCCUACUGAAGCUAAGGGAGAGGGGAAGGAGGGAGGAAGGGCCCGGGACAAGGUUUCACCCAGCCCUGCUGGCUUCUUCUUUCCCCCACUCCAUGUGUAGGCACAGUAGGCCUUCAAGUAGCACCACUUGUACCUGAGAAGCCCCAAGAAGCUGAGCUGGCAGGAGAGCUCCACCAUCUGGUGCUAAAAAAAGUCCUGAGGUUCAUAACCACCAUCCGGUUCUUGGCCUUUACAUAGCCACCUCUCGCUGAGGUCAGGGACCACCGAGCAGUGGCUGCUACCAGAAAACCACAGCCAUUUCUCCCCGUGGGUCAUUCACUUGACUCGUGCUAAUCAUCUGCUCUGCACACUCAGGCCUGUGACCACAGGCCCUUGCUAAGGUUGCCCAGGUGUCCUAGCCCUGACUUCACCUCUGAUUUGGUGUGUGCCCUUCCCUAGCUGUGCCUCCCUACGUCCAUGUGGAUGAAGCUGGGGUGCAGCGGGGUAGGGAGGCUGUAUGAUAUCCGAGGGCUCUGCCGUUCUGCUUCUCCCUGUGGAGGUGGUGUUCUGUACCUAAAGGGUGACCUCCAGAAAAAGCCCUGGCACAGCAUGUAUUUCCCCUUUUCUGAAAUUGCUGACUUAAGACUCUUCCUCUUUGGCAAAGGUGCCAGGUAGAGGGGUCAGAGGCACAGAUUCCUACCCUGAAACGGGCUCUCUGGUGUUCCCCGCCUCCUCCCUCCUGCCUUAGGCUCUGUGCUCUUUAGGUUGUACAUUUUAUUUCAAAGGGAAAUAAAUUUUUUUUUGUCAACA